AUGGGGAUAAGGGUGGAGGUGAUUCUCGAAUCAUCUAAGGGUAUAUUGCAACUUAUUGAAAAUGAGAAACUUGCAUUUACCCCUGAGAAUUCCGACCUAACUCUACUUUGGGAUGUAAUUAACUGGCAGAAAUUCGAGAAAGCUAAGAAGAAUGCCAAAGUUAGGCUCACAUUUUCAAAGCGCUGUUCAUAUUUUAUAUCUAAUAACGGCAAUUUAGCUUCUGAAUUGGAGCUGUAUGAGAAUUUACAGAAAAAUGUGAUAAUCAUAGACUUUGAAAACAACCGCGAUGCACUAGAACAAUUGUGCAACGAAUUGUCAACUGCCGCUGUCUCUAAGCUGAAGGAAUUGCAGGAAGCCCCUAAAAUUGCGGAGAAAACUCUAGAAGAAAAUCUCAAGGGUAAUUUGGAAGAGGAGCCUAAUGAACACCUACUUGUGCUAUCGCAGGAAAAUGAGAUUAAAACAUUAUAUAACACCCUGGUUAGGGGGGUAAACAAUGCAUUGACUGCUGAUGAAUUCUGGAGAAAUCACCGUGAAGCGAUUACAAAGUACAAGCCCCAAAUCAUAGGACGGGACAAUGCUAGUUGCUUCAUGGCAUCACCCCCUUCAUUUAACGAUUCUAUUGGCUCAUCUGAAGUUUAUUAUACUGAAGAGAUGACAUCUGCACUACUAGAAGAAGAUGAGACCGUGCGAAAUAUCUACAAUCAUGUUGUAGGCACACGAAUGAUGAAGAAGGAGGAAUUUUGGAAACAAUUAUUCCAAUCGCACUAUAUUUACGAUUUACUUGGCAAAAAAUUUGAUGGCAAUAAAGUUUUGUACUAUGAGAUUCAGGGUAUACCUAUAAAUCCCACCAAUGAUAAUUUUGGUGAUCACUCGGAAGUUGAACUCAUAAGUAAACUCUCCUUUCCAGACAAAAAAUCCGACCGUAAUCCAUUCAAUAAAUUGUAUGAUUCUCUAUCCUAUAGAUUUGGCCCUCACAUGAAGUACAAAGAGCCCACAUACGAUUCAUUUGUCCUACGAUUCAACAGGCAUUCAUCGCGACUAAUUAAUGAACUAGACAAAACCCUUGCAACACAAACUGAACAAGAUGAAAUCAGCAAAGAAAGGAAGCGAAAUUUGGUCUUGGAAGCUUUACGAUUUGAUGAUUUAUUGCAAGAAAGUGUAAAACAAGUAAAUACGAUAAGCAAAGAGAAUCUGUUGGAAGAGCAUCACAUUAUGAAUGUUAAAAGAGAAAGUAAACCUCUAAUAGUUUCUUCGAUUAAACCAUUGAAUAUGGAUGCUAUGUACAGUACAGGGAAGAGGAUAUUCAUUGUCAAUACCAAAUCUUGCCAAACGGAUAAAACGCGCCUAAUUUCACUGGAAUAUGAUCCACCCACAGUGGAUAGAGUUAGGCAAAUUCAGUUGCAGUUGAUUCAAUUAUUGCAAGUUUUUUAUAAGACGCUGAUACAUCAAGAUGUUGAACGAAGGCGGCUACUAGUGGCUAUGAGAGAUAUUAAGCUCAAGCUAGAUCAAUCGCAGGAAAAAUCUCUAGCCGAUUAUGCAGGUGUGUCAAAAGCUCUGCAUGCCGGGUUGCUUGACCAGAUCAACACAGCAGAGUGCUAUGAUGUUAGGAUAAGGAACUUUAUAAACGCAAAACGAUCGUAA
Molecule: messenger RNA, 1641 nt
Organism: Babesia microti strain RI
Lineage: Eukaryota; Apicomplexa; Aconoidasida; Piroplasmida; Babesiidae
Exons: 5
Coding region: 1-1641 (546 amino acids)
Source: RefSeq, a predicted model, not a curated record